CCCGCCGUGAUGUCGCCACUUCACUCGUUGUUCCUUCUCGGCGUGCUCGCACUGUCUGUGUUCGCUCAAGACUUCGUCCCGAACGUGCCAGAAGAAUGUUUGAAAACAGGCAUUUGUGAGGACUUGCCGGACUAUCCGACAGAACAAGUCGCCGCUCUUAUUGAGGAACUGGGACCGGCGCUUGAAAAAUACGAGGUGACUGAUGAUGAUGAUCUCGACGAGUCCGAAGCGAUGUCCAGAACCGGCGACAUGGACCAGGAUCUCUGCGAGUCCAGGCGCAGGGCCAUAAUGCCUCAGGCGGCUCCGGACAAAAACGGCCAGUGGUUCUUUGUUGUCAACAAAAGAAGUAAUCCGGUCCAGAGCAUCAUCGUGGAGAUGUGCAGCCACCCAGAGUCAUCGUGCUCGAGCGUGGCACACUUCUACACGGGUUACUCCGCCAGCUGCAAGCAGAAGUACAUCCAGCGCAAGUCGCCGACUUUGGGCGCCGGCGGCGUGAUGAUCGAACGACGGUUGCUCUUCCCUAGCUGCUGUGUCUGCCGGUAUCAACAGACUGGGGAAUAAUAUUUCCUUAUAAAAACUGAAAAUUGGGUUAAAUUUUACAUAAAUUAUUACAACCUAAUGUAAAAUAUCGAUACAUGAUGUUCACUAAUUCAAUAAAAUGAGUAAAAGAAUAAGCGUAACGUAAGCUACUAUAAUAUAUGUUAUUGCAAAAAUAG
This is a messenger RNA of Leguminivora glycinivorella, 716 nucleotides long. RefSeq lists its product as uncharacterized. The record is from RefSeq and is a predicted model, not a curated record. Lineage: Eukaryota; Metazoa; Arthropoda; Insecta; Lepidoptera; Tortricidae. Gene Ontology annotation, molecular function: Toll binding; growth factor activity. The transcript is spliced from 3 exons. Bases 10 to 561 code for a protein of 183 amino acids. Gene Ontology annotation, cellular component: extracellular region. Gene Ontology annotation, biological process: central nervous system formation; regulation of Toll signaling pathway; innate immune response.